Molecule: messenger RNA, 4832 nt
Organism: Eublepharis macularius
Lineage: Eukaryota; Metazoa; Chordata; Lepidosauria; Squamata; Eublepharidae
Product: serine/threonine-protein kinase NLK2-like
Exons: 11
Coding region: 1109-2470 (453 amino acids)
Biological process (GO): protein phosphorylation; intracellular signal transduction
Cellular component (GO): nucleus; cytoplasm
Molecular function (GO): MAP kinase activity; ATP binding
Source: RefSeq, a predicted model, not a curated record
CACCUUUUUGGAAAUUGCCCUACAGUUUGGGGGAAUUGCCCUAGACUAGAUCGAGCCUCCCCAAAUCUUAAAAGGAAUUUGGAUACCUCAAAGUUAGCUCCCCCCCCCACCAUACCACACACUUAAGCCACCUACCCCAGGAAAUUUCUCCAAAGUGAUUUGAGUCCUGAAUUGAUCUUUUCAUAACCAUAGAAUAUACUUAAAGUUUUCCUGCCUUUUUGGAAGCCAGCCAAAAGUAUUGCUGCUCUUGAAAUCUCAGUUUAUUAGAUUCCUCCCUCAAUUCCUGUGGUGCAGUCUGGAAUCCCCACUUAUUAGAAGGCAAUAGACCCCGCCCCCCCUCUGUACUUUGAAGUGCACUUGCAAAAUUUAUUACUGCUUCCCCCCCCCCCAUCUCUGCUUAAAUUUGUUCCUCCUAUAGUUGCAGCUCUCAUCAUUGUUCAUGUCCACAGGGGGUCCCCAAUUUUUGCAACCCUCUUGCAAGAAAAAGACCGGGUCCCCCAUGACAUUUCUAUAGAGAUCAGUAUUUGUAUUAGUUCUUAAGAUAAAUUACAAGUUUCCAAAUCACAAUUAAAAUCGGAGUACCCCUCUGCCUUCUGUUAAAUACUGCUAAAAAUCCCAGUCGCAGAGGUUCCUGAUUUAAACGCCAGUGAUUUCCCCAGCAUCCCGAACUGACUCAGAGCUUUCCCCUUUAACAUCUUCAAUAUCUUCCACCACCCAAAUCGACCUUGAAAUUGACCUCUCACAAAUUAUUCCUCACUUGAUGCCCUAAAGAGCAUCAAGUGGUGCCAUAAAGAGCUCUGGGUCUCUAUAGAUACAAUAUAUAGCGUCCUUCUGUCUCCCAGACCAGAGAGCGUUGGAUUGGUUACCUAGUUUUCUGUAGUACCUCUGUUUUUAUUAAGUCUUUCUCUCACACACGGAAAUCGUGGCUCAAAGGAGCCUCAUAUUUAGCGCUCAAGUCCUUCUCAGCUUCACACCCACAAAAUUCUCCCCACUUGUAGACUCCCACAUUCUUUGCACGCAUGUUCAUUUGAAUCUAAGAGUACCUCACAGAUCCGAUUCCUCCUCCCGAAUCUAAAAUCUGUAUCCCUUUCACCUCCAAAUUGGUCCAAUGGCUUUUCAGGACCCCAAUCACCCCCUGCAAACCCAGCUUUGUAGCAAUGUUUUUGGGGCCCUGACUGGGUUGAUACAACCCCCUCUAGCUGCUGGGCUAGGUGGGGGGCAGAAGUUCUAUUGCAAUAAUGGGGUACAGAUAGCCUCCCCUCAGCAACAGCAGACGGCCCCUAGCGCUGCAGUGAUGGUGGAGCCUGAACCAGACCGGCCUAUUGGUUAUGGAGCCUUUGGCGUGGUUUGGUCAGUGACAGAUCCUCGAGAUGGGUCACGAGUUGCACUCAAAAAGAUGCCCAACGUUUUCCAGAACCUAGUCUCUUGCAAACGGGUCUUCAGAGAGCUGAAAAUGCUCUGCUAUUUCAAGCACGACAACGUCCUUUCAGCACUGGACAUUCUCCAGCCUCCACAAAUUGACUGUUUUGAGGAAAUUUAUGUCAUCACAGAGUUGAUGCAAAGUGACCUUCACAAAGUCAUUGUGUCUCCACAACCACUCAGCGCUGAUCACAUCAAAGUCUUUCUCUAUCAAAUCCUCAGGGGGCUGAAAUAUUUGCACUCUGCCGGUGUUCUUCACCGGGACAUCAAGCCUGGGAACUUGCUAGUCAACAGCAACUGUGUCCUCAAGAUCUGUGACUUUGGUUUGGCCCGGGUAGAGGAGCCGGAUGAAUCCCAGCACAUGACUCAAGAGGUGGUUACUCAGUAUUACCGGGCCCCGGAGAUCCUGAUGGGCACCAGGCACUAUGGGCGCCCAAUUGACAUUUGGUCUGUAGGCUGCAUCUUUGCUGAGCUCCUGGGCAGGCGAAUCCUCUUCCAGGCCCAAAGUCCCAUUCAGCAGUUGGAUCUAAUUACGGAUCUCCUGGGGACUCCUCCAGUGGCUGCCCUCCAUUCGGCCUGCGAGGGGGCCCGAGCUCACAUACUGCGUGGCAAUCACAAACCACCAUCACUCUCUGUCCUUUACAUGCUCUCGGGAGAAGCCACCCAUGAAGCCAUCCAUCUGCUGUGCCGGAUGUUGGUCUUUGACCCGGCCAAAAGGAUAUCUGCCAAGGAUGCUCUCUCUCACCCCUACCUGGAUGAGGGCCGGCUGCGUUACCACACAUGCAUGUGCACCUGCUGUUUCUCCGUCUCCUCGGGCCGCGUCUACACCAGUGACUUUGAGCCCCGGGCAGACCCAAAGUUUGAUGGCUCUUAUGAGAAGAAUCUCACAUCAGUCUGGCAGGUCAAAGAACUGGUGCACAGGUUUAUCUUGGAUCAGCAGCGGGGUAAACGUGUCCCUCUCUGUAUCAAUCCGCAGUCGGCUGCCUUCAAAACCUUCAUCCGCUCUACAGCGUGGCAUUCCUCCAAAGUGUCCAAAAAAGAGGAGAGAUGAAGAUGUUAAUGGGACGGGGUGGUGAAAUAGAAAAGGGAAAGGAAAAAAAAACGAGGGAAGAAGCUGAAUGAGACAACUUUCCCACUGGACGCACACAGAGAAAUACAGAGAGAGAAAGAAGAAGAAAAGUGAACGCCGCUCUUCUUAAUCCUGCACUCUUGAAUACUUUGACUCAUGGACAAACAUUAGGGGUGUGGGGAGAAUAUUUGUCUUUUUUAUUAUUAUUUUUGGGUGGGUGGGAAAGGUUUUUUUUUUGCCUUGAUUGAUGUCUUUUCCACUCUACUGUUCUGCACUGGAAGAUCCUUUAGAUUGUAGGUGUCCCCUCGUGCAACCCCUUCCCACCCACCCCAAAUAUCUGCACUGUUGCUUGAUGCGCCUGUCCUUGUUCUCACAAACCAAUCCUUCCCUCUAUGAUCCCGCAUCUGGGGUUGGGACUUGUCAACCCUGUUGGGUUUGCCCUGAUGGAGGUGGGGAAAGGGGGUUCCUUUUCCUGAAAAAAAAACAAACCACUUUGCCUAUUUCUUUUUGCUCCAAAUUUCAUAAUCUCCCCACUUUUUGCUCUUGUCAGCUUUAGGGUCACUUAGUCUACCACUUAUUCACCCAGCUGUACCUCUUCUCCCCUUCACAAAGGCCUUUUGAAAGAAGUAGGUGUGUUAUUUCCCGAGAUGCCUAAAAGAACACAUUGGAGGAUAGACUUAUUUCCUAGAUAGCUACACAUAUUAGAUGUUUCUCACUGAGAAACAUCUCUCACCCUCACUGUUCGCAACGAAUCUUCUGCCACUUCUUAAGUGAGAUGUUGGGCCUAAUUAAACAUCAUGUGGUGCACACAUGUAACAAAACCCCAGCAAUCUUUUGAACAGAGAGAGAAAAGCAAUUUUGAAUGGUGCACUUCGAAGCAGAGAAGGGGCCAUGCGGAACUGUUUCCCUGCCCACUGCUUUUCUGCUCCAAAUGCCGCCUCCCAUGCUCAUCAUUUUCUACCUGAAGGGUUCCAAACACCUUUGUUUACCUUGGCAAACUUGCAGUUUGAAACAAAUGACAGAUGGGGCAAAGCAGGUUGGGCAAUUAGAAGCAGAGAAGUACUAAGUGGGGAAAGGGUUAACCUGCCCAUUCCCUCCCACAUAUUUCUGUGCUCCAAAUUUACGCCCAAAUAAUGAGACUUUUAAAAAAAAUCAUCAGAGGUUUCUACACAAGCCACAUGGUCUGAAAUUAACAUUCAUUCAUUCAGUUUUAUGUAGAUGACACUGUUGCUAACCAAUAUUUUCUGUGUAGUUUUUCUUUUUUCAUAAAGCAUCCAACUGAUCUUUUGUGGACUGACACAGUGGCAUUGAAACUUCCAAGGGCUACUGUCCCUCUAAAUUUUCCUCCUACUUCUCGCUGUUGUUUCUUCCUCUCAGCUCAAUUCCCAUUCAUUUGCAGUGGCUGUAGCAUUCUCAAAUUGUAUCCUUAUUCAGUUCAUGUUCCAGGAAAGGAUGGGUGGGUGGGGCAGAUGCCCUUUAAUUGCUGUUUGCCUCUUUGUGGCCAAAGUGAUUGUCCAUUUUCCCCUUUUGUUUCAUGGCCAUAAUUCUGCAAUUGCAAUCAUUAACAAAAUGGCUCUGAAGAGAAAAAGGUAGCAGCAAUUAACCAACUGCCAACUGUCCUUGAACUAGAAGUGUUCAAGAAACAAUACAGAACAAAGGAGUAAAAUUGUAAAGAGACAGUUGAGAGGUGAAACAGUACCUCUCAAUGGGGCUAUGGAAUCACGCCCCUCAUAACAGACAUUGCUGGAUUGUUACUGGGAAUGACACCUGCUGUAUGCAACUGGUUACGGGAAAGGACUAGUUAAGCUGCGCAGAAGGUCCUAGUACACAAGCAGCCAGGGUUUAGUCACACUCAUUUUCAUGUUGUAUUUAGUUAUGCCCUUACUCCGCCAAUGGAGUACUCUGUAAUUUCCCUCCCUUCUGCGGCUCCUCAAUUUACAGCCAGAUAAGCCUCUCCUAUCCUUCCUAACCCGCCUUUUUAUAAUCUAUUCCUUAAUUGUUUUUACACCCCUUCAAAAAUCUACCUCUUUUUUCCUUGUGUUUUUGUGUAUACUUUUGUUGUUUUGUGUUUUCUUGGUGGCUUUGUGUUUUUUUUGUUUUUGCUGGUGGGUAUUUUCAUUUUGUCCGAUUCCUUUAUUUAUGAUCCCAGCAGUGUUCAUAACCUCGUUUGAAUCCUGAGUGUGUGUAUAUAUGCAUAUAUAAAUAUAUAUAUUUUCCCCCUUUCCCUAAAAAAUUGGGGAGGGGGGGACCUGGAAACUUGAACUGUCCUGGCUGUAAUAGUUUUUCCACCCCUAAUUUAAUUGUUCUCCAUGGUAGCUGAAUUAAAUUUAUGCUGUGUAUUUUC